Molecule: messenger RNA, 1092 nt
Organism: Stereum hirsutum FP-91666 SS1
Lineage: Eukaryota; Fungi; Basidiomycota; Agaricomycetes; Russulales; Stereaceae
Exons: 3
Coding region: 1-1092 (363 amino acids)
Source: RefSeq, a predicted model, not a curated record
AUGGUGAAGGUCGAGACGAAGGACUUGAACUUGGACGGCCCGGAAGAACGCUUUGACGGCCUAUCCCGUAGUAUCAUGUCGAUCGCCAUCGAUCUCUCCCUUCAAGAACUGCAGGACACACUGGACCAACAUGUUCAACCACCUGAGCCGAUAUCCUCCUUUGAGAAUAUAAUAUCUUUGAGAACCCAAACCUCCGCAACUAUCUCUCUUCGCUGUGGCGAGAGCAGGUACCUCUUGAGGGCCACAGUGCCAGAGGCCAACUCCCGAUCCACAUACUCGCGAAACACACUUUUAGCACAAAAAGCUAUGCUCGACCUUCUUCAUGCUCAGAAUCCGUCACCCCUGCCGGUGCCGAUGUACUUAGCCCUCGAUACCUCGAAAUCCGUCAUCCCAUACUUGUACAUCCUUCUUUCACUACCGUCCGCAACGGCCUCUUCUUCAACACUCGUCACGCUAUCACAAGCGCGUCGAUCUGUGACGCAAGCUCAAGCCCUCAAGCUUGACCUCAGGCUAGGGUCGUAUCUACAUCAACUCCACCAGGUGCAGAACGAUUGGUUCGGCACGCCUGCCCGGGAGAAGGACAGGGCCUGGAGCUGGCAAGAGGCGUUCACACUCCUCCUCGAAGAUCUCUUGUCACACGUCGAGAGUCACCAGGAUAAGCUGGGUUUAUCAUUGCCCAUGGUCGAGCUUCGCCAGUGCCUUUCUCGUGCAAUCGGUUUCUUCCUGUUUGACGAUGUCGAAGUCCCAUCGCUCGUCUCGUUUACGGAUGACGAGGAUGCGAUACUGGUGGAGAUCCCAUUUGAGGAUACAGAGCAGGACUCAGAGAUUAUCGCCUUCAUCGGCUGGGAACAUGGUUUGUGGGGAGAUCCUAUGAUGGAGGCGACGCUGAUGGAGCGAAAUGACGCUAUUAUUGAGGGCUACGGGGGACCUCUCGUGGUCUUUCCGAGGCAGAAGACGAAGAUUCUAUGGUACGCACUGUAUGCGGGGUUGCUUGCCAUUAUCGAAGGUAGAGGUGGGCCGGAUGGUGUUGAGGCAGCGAGGUCCUUGGUAGCGAAGUCUGUACAGAAGCUCAAGGGGGCACCAUGCUACUAG